AUGCACAUCGAAAUCUUGCUUCUUGCGUGUGUACUGACUACAACAGCACAAAAACUCCGUACUUUUAGUGUGGCUCUUUCUAGUUCUCCAAUCUAUCCAAACGAGACGGAAAUUUUAAAUCAUACACUCUCUGCUGACUCAUCUUUCGGUGUUCUUACUCAUUUCUGGGUAACAGGCGAACCAGCACUUGAUUUCGCUACAUUUUCUUACUAUAUCGAUGGAGAAACGCAACCAUCGAUUGUAUUCAUUCCGUCCAUGCUCGUCGGCGCCGGAUUCAAUGAUCAAGCUGCACCAUGGGGUACAAAAUGGAUGGGUAAAGGUGCAAACGAACGUGGCUGGUUCAACAAUUUUCGAGUUCCUUUUCAAAAAUCAAUUCGAGUGACAGGAAAAUUGGCAAGUUCGGAAACUCAAAGUUUUACAUUGCCAAUUAAUGCACGACUUGUUUUACAAAAGAUUGAAAAUCGGUUAUAUGAAGCGUUGGACUUCGUCACGGUGGCCAAUAUUACUACCGGUCAAGGUUUUCUUCUAUCUCAUACACUAGCCGUUUCUAGUGCCAGUAUAAAUUUUAUCGAAGGCUGCUAUCAUGCUUAUACUGAAUAUGACCAACCAUUUCCCGGGGAAGGAAUUUCAACGGGUACUGAAGAUUAUUUUGAUAGCGCAUUUACAUUCGAUGCAGGACAAUUUCAUUUUGAAAUUUCAGGUUUUACACAUUUCAAAAAUCAAGAGGGAACCUUUGAAUUGUCAGCUUAUCGAAUGCACGAUAUGGAUCCUAUCUUUUUCACGAAUGGUUUCCGAUUUGUCUGGCGAAAUGGAGAUCUAUUGGAUGACAGAGGAGUUAAAUGCAUCCUUGAAUCUGGUGGACAUCCAGCUGGUUCACCAGCAAAAUCGAUUGUCACCUCUUACGCCUGGGUUUAUGUUUGGUAG
This is a messenger RNA of Rotaria sordida, 924 nucleotides long. The record is from the annotation of a GenBank genome assembly. Lineage: Eukaryota; Metazoa; Rotifera; Eurotatoria; Philodinida; Philodinidae.